AUGGUGCCCCCUGGGAAGAAACCAGCUGGAGAGGCCUCCAACUCCAACAAAAAGUGCAAGCGUUAUUUCAAUGAGCACUGGAAAGAGGAGUUUACCUGGCUGGACUUUGACUAUGAGCGGAAGCUGAUGUUUUGCCUCGAGUGUCGUCAGGCCUUGGUGCGGAACAAGCAUGGCAAAGCUGAGAACGCCUUCACUGUGGGCACCGACAACUUCCAGCGCCAUGCCCUGCUGCGCCACGUGACCUCAGGAGCCCACCAACAGGCUCUGGCUGUUAACCAGGGCCAGCCCGCUUUCGAGGGCCAGGCUGAGGGAGGAGGGGCCUACCCAGGCCUGGCUCCCACACCCACCUCUAGGGGCAUCAAGGUGGAGGCAGAUCCCUCCAAAGUGGCUGUCUUGACCACCGUGUACUGCAUGGCCAAGGAGGACGUGCCUGAUGACCGUUGCUCUGCCCUGCUCGAGCUACAGAGGUUCAACCUGUGCCAGGCACUGCUGGGCACCGAGCACAGCGAUUACUACAGCCCUAGGAGGGUCAGGGAUAUGCAGGUGGCCAUUGCUAGUGUUCUUCACACUGAAGACUGUCAGCGCCUGAAGGCAUCCCCAUAUGUCGGGCUGGUGCUGGACGAAAUCAGGGACUGGCCUGAGUCUCCGAGUUUGGCCCUGUUUGCUACUUCUGUGUCCCCCUGUGAUGGCCAGCCUGCCACCACCUUUCUGGGCAGUGUGGAGCUGCAGGAGGCUGAGGCCACUGCUGGCCAGCUUCUGGACAUCCUGCAAGCCUUUGGUGUGCCCACACCCAACCUAGCCUGGCUGAGCUCUAGCCUCCCCAGUGAUCGCCUGGGGAGCGUGGGCCUGCAGCUCCAGGCAGCCUGCCCGCUGCUCACGGAGCUGCACUGCCUACCAGGGCGGACAGACCCCAAGCCCCCUGCCUACCUGGGUGAAUACGAAAGCGUCCUAGAUGCCCUAUUCCGCCUGUACAGUGGCCCUAGUUCCCACAUGGUCCCUGAGCUCCGGGCGGCACUGGACCUUGCAGCUAUUGACUUGGCAGGGCCGCGGCCAGUGUCCUGGGCCUCCGUAUUGCCUGUCGUGGAUGCAGUGGCUGAGGCCUGGCCUCGCCUGGUACCCACACUGGAGGCUGCAGCCUCAUCCUCACCCACUGCUGGGGCAUUGGCCCUUGCCUUGCGCCAGUUCACCUUCGUGGCCUUCACCCACAUGCUGCUGGACACUCUGCCUUCCGUGCAGAAGCUUGCUCUUGUCUUGCAGCCAGAGGAGCCGGAUUUGGCUUUGCUGCAGCCCCUGGUAAUGGCAGCCACGGCUUCCCUCCAAGCACAGCGCAGCUCAGGUGGGACUCGUCUCCAGGGCUUCCUUCAGGAACUGGUAGCCUCUGGCCUCCACGGGGACGACAGUCGCUGCAUCUACCGUGGAGUGGAGCUGGUCGGCUACUCCGACACCGCUGUCCAGAGCUUCGAGCGGCUGCGGGGAGCUUUCCUCGACUCCAUGAGGACAGGACUGCGGGACUCUUAUCCCGGACCCUCCCUGGACGCUGUGGCCGCCUUCGCUGCCAUUUUUGACCCUCGCCGCUACCCUGAGACGCAGGAAGAGCUGAGAACGCAUGGCGAGGGGGCGCUGCGCGUGCUGCUGAGUGCCUUUGCGCCAGCCGUUGUGCAGCAGCGCGCACUGGGCGACUUUGCGCUCUUCAAGCGCGUAGUGUGCAGUCUGGGCCUGCUAGGGCCGCGUGCGCUGUGCGCUAAGUUGGCAUGCGCGCACUCCGAGCUACACGAGCUCUUCCCUGACUUCGCCGCCCUUGCCGCCCUAGCCUUGGCAUUGCCCGUGGGUGCCGGUCUCCUGGACAAGAUUACCCGCAGUCGGGAGCUCCGGUGGUGGGGGCCAGCCGGGGGCGGGGAAGGCCGCAGUGGCCAUGUGGUGAAGAUCGCCGUGGACGGGCCCCCACUGCACGAGUUUGACUUUGCGCUGGCGGUGGAGUUCCUAGAGACAGGCUCGGCUUCCAGUGCCCCCAGCCCCCUGCUGGCCUCCCUGCCCCUGCCCGCCCGGUCUCUGCAACCCCCGCUGGACUUCAAGCACUUGCUCGCCUUCCACUUCAAUGGCACCACCCCGCUCAGUCUCUUCCCCAACUUCAGUACGAUGGACCCAGUCCAGAAAGCUGUCAUCAGCCAUACGUUUGGGGUCCCCUCCCCUCUGAAGAAGAAGCUCUUCAUUUCCUGUAACAUCUGUCACCUGAGGUUCAACUCAGCGAACCAGGCUGAAGCACAUUAUAAAGGCCACAAACACGCCAGAAAAGUCAAGGCUGUCGAGGCCACCAAGAACAAGCAGAAACCACAAACGCUGGCCCGGGAUGAGGCAGUGGUGUCCCCAACUCUGUCUCCAGCCAGUGGAGCCCCCGGAGAGCAGCAGAGCACAGCUUCUGCAGCCCUGCCAUCUGGUCUCCCACACCAGCCACCACUGAUUCAAGACUCCACGCCCAAGGAACAGGCCCACGCAGACCUCCUGGAUUCUGCCUCCUCUCCCUCUCCUGCCUCCUGCCCGCCUUCGUCCCCAGAGCCUGGGCGAGAGGCACCAGGACCUGAGUCAGCAGCUGUUGCAGCAGGAAGCAAAGUGAACGGGGAGGGCAGGACCCAGACAGGGCGCCUUUACUGCUCCACGUGUAAGGUGACGGUGAACUCUGCCUCUCAGCUUCAGGCUCACAAUACAGGAGCUAAACAUCGGUGGAUGUUGGAAGGCCAGCGAGGGGCUCCCCGCAGGGGCAGAGGCCGCCCGGUGCCCCGAGGAGGGGCUGGACAUAAGGCCAAACGUGUGACUGGGAGCCAGGGGGGUCGACAGGGCUCCAGCCCCCAUUUCCACUGUGCUCUCUGCCAGCUCCAGGUCAACUCAGAAACUCAGCUCAAGCAGCACAUGAGCAGCAGGAGGCACAAAGACCGCCUGGCUGGGAAGCCCCUCAAACCCUCUAGCCAGCACAGCAAGCUGCAGAAGCAAGCAGCGCUGGCUGUGAGUGUCCUCAAGUCAAAACUGGCCUUGCAGAAGCAACUCACCAAGACUCUGGCAGCCCGCUUCCUGCCCAGCCCGCUCCCCACCACGGCUGCCAUCUGUGCCCUGCCAGGGCCCCUGGCUCUACGGCCUACCCCAACAGCGGCCACUACCCUCUUCCCAGCUCCGAUCCUGGGCCCGGCUCUAUUUCGCACCCCUGCCGGAACCAUCCGCCCUGCCACAGGACCCAUUGUCUUUGCCCCCUAUUAG
This is a messenger RNA of Chrysochloris asiatica (Cape golden mole), 3246 nucleotides long. RefSeq lists its product as uncharacterized. The coding region runs from base 1 to 3246 and encodes 1081 amino acids. The record is from RefSeq and is a predicted model, not a curated record. The transcript has 9 exons. Gene Ontology annotation, molecular function: zinc ion binding; nucleic acid binding. Lineage: Eukaryota; Metazoa; Chordata; Mammalia; Afrosoricida; Chrysochloridae. Gene Ontology annotation, cellular component: nucleus.